Messenger RNA from Closterium sp. Naga37s-1, 3771 nucleotides. Lineage: Eukaryota; Viridiplantae; Streptophyta; Zygnematophyceae; Desmidiales; Closteriaceae. The record is from the annotation of a GenBank genome assembly.
AUGCUCCAUGCGCGUUCCCAUCUUCCCUUCCCCCUGCGCUCAUUGCCAUUCCGCGUUCCCCCACAGCUCGACUGUGGCAUUCUCUCCAACCUCUUGGACUGUGGCAUUCUGUCUGAUCUCGUGCUGGGAGCGCCUGAUGCUCCGCGCUACGUCUUUUGGGACGGCAAGCUGCGUCCCAUUCCCUCGGGUCCCGCCGAUCUGAUCUCCUCGGAUCUGCUGACGCUGGCCGGCAAGCUGCGGGCGGCACUGGGGUUCGUGGGGAUCAGACCACCGCUGCCAGCUGGCAGCAAGGAGGAGAGUGUGUCAGAGUUUGUGACGCGCAACCUCGGCUCGCAGCUGCUGCACCGCCUGGUUGACCCCUUCUGCUCCUGCAUAUUCGCAGGGGAUGCGGAGCAGAUGAGCAUGCAGGCAGCAUUCAACCGCAUAUGGCGCAUGGAGGCAGAGGGGGGCUCGCUGCUGGGCGGCAUGAUUCAGCUGGGGAAGGAGAGGAAGGAGAAGCAGAAGGACAACCCGGCAGAGCCUCGAGACCCCUCUACCUCGCCCCACACCUCACAGCUCUACCUCGCCCCACACCUCACAGGUUCACCCCCACCUGUGGAUGUACCACACUUCUCUUUCCUCCAUUUCUCCUACUCUUCCUUCCACAUCCCCUCCUCCAUCCCUCCUCCAUCCCUCUUCCCUCCCUCGCGCUCUCUGUCACUUUACAUUUUCCUGUCCCUCCCCGCUCCCACCCCCCCUCCCCAUCCCCCUCUCCACCCCCUCCCCAUCCCCCUCUCUCUCCAUCCCCCUCUCCAUCCCCCUCCCCAUCCCCCCCUCCAUCCCUCUCUCCAUCCCCCUCUCCAUCCCUCUCUCCAUCCCCCUCUCCAUCCCUCUCUCCAUCCCCCUCUCCAUCCCUCUCUCCAUCCCACGUCCCCUCCCCCUUCCUCCCUCAUGCCCCCUGCAGUCGUCUCCCCAGGCCUCAGGGCCAGUCAGUGGGGUCAUUCCGCGCAGGGUUGGCCACUCUCACAAGCGCCAUGGGUGACCGGUAGGCUGGGGAGCAGAGUGCGGGUGGGGUGGCGGCUGGUGGGCAUGCAGCAGCGGGCAGGAGGGGGCGCUGUGCUGACAUACGACACGCCACGUGGCACCACACGAGUGGCCGCGCGCUCCGUGCUGCUCACCGUGCCUGCUUACGUUGCUGCUGACGUCAUCAGGGCUUUCUCUGUGAGAACCACUGCUCUUCCUUCUCCCCCCCAGCACUCUCCUCUGCUCCCCCCCAGCAGUAAACAUGUCUCGUACCCACCCUCUCCCCUCCCCCAACCCUUUUCCUUACGUCUGUCCCUCUGUCCCCCCCCCCCCUCCGAGCCCACAGCAGCAGCAGCGCUGGCAGCCAUACCCUACCCGCCCAUGGCAUCUGUGGCCCUCUCUUACCCUGCUGCUGCCGUCAGAGAGGGGACGGGGUGGGCAGGGGGGCUUGUGAGUCGAUUGAUAAUUCACCUCUCUCCUUCCCUCUUCCCCUCUUACACCCUUCCCCCCGCCUCCAGCCCACAGCAGCAGCAGCGCUCCCACAGCAGCAGCAGCCCUGGCAGCCAUACCCCCAUGGCAUCCGUGGCUCUUUCCUACCCAGCUGCUGCUCCCACAGCAGCAGCAGCGCUGGCAGCCAUACCCUACCCGCCCAUGGCAUCCGUGGCCCUCUCUUACCCUGCUGCUGCCGUCAGGGAGGGCGCGGGGCAAGCAGGGGGGCUGCGCGGGUAUGGGCAGCUGCACCCGCGCUCUCAAGAACUGGCCACACUGGGCUGCAUCUACAGUUCUGCCCUCUUCCCCAACAGAGCACCUGACGGUCGCGUGGUGUUCAUCUGCUAUGUGGGCGGUGCGGGGAACGAUGCUGUUGCUGAAAUGUCCCACACAGACCUCAUAGCAGCAGUGGACCGUGACAUGCGCACCACGCUCCUCCAUCCCUCCGCGCCUCCUCCUCUGGCGCUCGGGGUGCGUGUGUGGCCGCGAGCCGUUCCCCAGCUUAAUAUUGGCCACCUUGCAAGAAUAGAGGCGGCAAAGACAGGGAUCGAAGAGGCAGAGAUGGAAGGGGUGUUUCUUGGAGGGAAUUAUUUGACGGGUGUUGCGCUGAGUUGUUUGAGCCAAGUGAGCCUUUCGGGUGAAGCCAAAUCGUCACACGUCGCGCAGAGGCACGUCGCCAGCCGUCGUGGCGCUCGCUGCGAUGCUGCGACGGCGGGGAGCGACGGGAAGCCGCGCGUGCGAUUCGCGCCGUCGCCGACGGGGAACCUGCAUGUGGGCGGGGCUCGCACGGCGCUCUUCAACUGGCUCUUUGCGAGGGCGACGGGCGGCAAGUUCGUGCUGCGCGUGGAGGACACCGAUCUGAACCGCUCCACACCGGAGUCCGAGGCCGCCAUGGUGCGCGACCUGCGGUGGCUGGGGCUCGACUGGGACGAGGGCCCGGACGUGGGCGGUCCCCUGGGCCCGUACCGCCAGUCAGAGCGCAAUGAGAUCUAUCGCGAGCUGACUGAGAAGCUGCUGGCGUCUGGCAUGGUGUACCGCUGCUUCUGCACUGAUGAGGAGCUAGCAGCAAUGAAGGCGGAGCAGGAGGCGAAGAAGCUUCCUCCCAAGUACGCGGGCAAGUGGGCGCGGGCCAGCGAGGACGAGGUGGCUGCUGAGCUGGCAAAGGGCACGCCACACUCGUUCCGCUUCCGAGUGCCACCCAACAAAGUCAUUAAGAUCAACGACCUUGUUCGAGGGGAGGUGGCAUGGAACACGGAUACCCUGGGUGACUUCGUGGUGCUGCGCAGCAACGGGCAGCCAGUGUACAACUUCUGUGUCACUGUGGACGACGCCACCAUGAAGAUCUCCCACGUCAUCAGAGCGGAGGAGCACUUGCCCAACACUCUGCGCCAGGCGCUCAUCUACGAGGCCCUGGGUCUGCCCAUGCCCACGUUCGGCCACGUGUCGCUCAUCCUCGCCCCCGACCGCUCCAAGCUCUCCAAGCGCCACGGCGCCACCUCCGUUGGGCAGUUCAAGGAGCUGGGAUUCCUACCAGAGGCGAUGGUGAACUACCUGGCGCUGCUGGGGUGGAACGACGGCACGGAGGACGAGAUCUUCACGCCCUCGCAGCUCGUUGAGAAGUUCUCUCUCUCACGCGUCACCAAGUCCGCCGCCAUCUUCGACAACGCCAAGCUGCGCUGGAUCAACGGCCAGCACUUCCGCCAGCUGUCCGAGGAAGCUUCUACGCAGCUGCUCGCCGAGCAGUGGCAUGCCAGUGGCCUGCUGGCAUCAGCAGAUGCUACCAGCCGCACCACGCAGGCAGCAGCAUCAUUGGUGCGCAACGGGCUGGAGCUGGUCACAGAUGCCGAUGCAGCACUGGAGGCGCUGCUGGCAUUCCCUCUCAAGGAGACGCUCGCCAGCGAGGAGGCCAAGGCAGUGGUGGAGGACGGGCUGGACGAAGUGAGGGCGGCGCUGCUGGCGGAGUGGGAGAGCGGAGCACUGCUGGCAGCGGUGGAUGGCGGCGCUGCCACGUGGAAGAAGUGGAUCAAGGGGUUCGGCAAGGCCACUGGCCGCAAGGGCAAGCGCCUCUUCAUGCCCAUCCGCGUGCUGCUCACAGGCUGCAUGCACGGGCCUGAUGUGGGGGAGACACUCACCAUGCUGCAGCACGCAGCAGCGGAUAAGGCGCUGGGGCCCAAGGCUCACUGCGUGGGGCUGGAGGAGCGGAUUAGCAUCCUUAGGGAUGCAGACCUUACUGCUGCUCCUGAUGCUGCUGAGGCUGUGGCUGCAAGCGUGGCACAAUGA